Messenger RNA from Vicia villosa (hairy vetch), 1565 nucleotides. Its product is annotated as UPF0481 protein At3g47200-like. The transcript has 2 exons. The record is from RefSeq and is a predicted model, not a curated record. NCBI's taxonomy places the organism in Eukaryota, Viridiplantae, Streptophyta, Magnoliopsida, Fabales, Fabaceae. Bases 69 to 917 code for a protein of 282 amino acids.
UGUCAUUGAGAAGUAAACAAACUAUAUAUAUUUAUAUUCACUUUGCAAGACCAUAUUUAUCAUAUUAUAUGAUGGCAUCCGAAAUUACUCUAGAUGAGAAAUUUUUGGAGCUUCAAAACGCAAAGAAGCCGACCCAAAACUCACACCCCAAGAUCCAAAAGGUUCCACAGAAUCUCCGAAAUAGAAAUAAAUAUGACAACAAAUACUCACCCAAGGCGGUGUCAAUAGGUCCCAUCCAUCAUGACAAUAAAAAUCUCAAGAUAGGAGACAACUAUAAGCUCACUUUGGCAGCAAAAUACAUCCAAAGCACCCAACACACUCCACAAUUUCUACACAAAAAGAUUGCCGAUAACAUUUCUAAACUUAAGGAUCUUUUUGCCGACGAUGUUUUAGCUUUAGUCAGUAACUCAGAGUCUCUACAAGGUUUCCGCAGCGAUGAAGAAAAGCUGUCAUGGCUGUUGUUCGUGGAUGGAUGUUUUUUGCUGUGCAUUUUGGACUUUGACAAUACUCAAUUUGUUGAUGAUGAAGAUAUGAGUAUGAAGUUUACUCAACUUUUAGUUCAAAUGAUGACGGAUGUGCUUUUGUUGGAGAAUCAGCUUCCAUAUUUAGUACUAAAGCUGUUGUGGAAAAAUGACAACGAGAAGGAAUUGAUAGACAAGAUGUACUAUUUUCUCCAAGAAUGGGAUAUGGCCAUACGGGAUGAUGAGAGCCGGAGGAUGCCAGGCAUUCUAGAGAAAUUAUGUACUAUUUUUCAAAAGACAAAACAAGAGCCUGCAGAGGAUUUACCAAAUGAGCCACAACCACCAAUUCAUCUUCUUGAUCUUCAGCGAUCAACUCUUGUUGGAAAAUCCAAACCUAAGGAAGCUGACGAGAUACAGGAACAUAGAAGAACUAACCACAAUAGGAAUACAACUUAAAUCAAGCGGGACACGAAUGCCAUUUGAUGCAGAUUUGUCUGAGGGUUGGUUUGCAGCAGAAUUGAUUCUUCCUGAGAUUGUUGUGGAUGAUAUCACAAUUGCUGCUUUCCUGAACCUGACAGCGUAUGAGAUGUGUCCGGAUUUUGAGAACGACUACAGAAUAUGUUCAUUUGUGGUUUUCAUGGACUCGCUCAUUGACCAUGCUGAAGAUGUGAAGCAAUUGAGAUUAGAGGGUAUUUUGGGGAAUUUACUUGGGAGAGAUGAGGAAGUUGUUGAUCUUUUCAACAUCAUAAGUUCUGACUUGGAAAAUAACUCAUAUAUAUAUUGUGAGGUUAAAAAUAAAAUACAUGAGCAUCGCUUUAAAAAAUGUAAGAUUUGGUUAGCGUUGGGUUAUCACACUUAUUUCAGCAAUCCUUGGGCUAUCAUUGGUUUCAUUGCUGGGGUAAUUGCACUUGUUCUCACAUUCCUUCAAACAUGGUUUUCCAUUAAACCGCGCUAGCUAGCUCUUAAACAUGGUUUGUUGUGGUAUUUCUUUAAUCACUUAUUGAGUCUUCACUGUUAGUAUCUCACAAAUGAAGAGUGUCUUUUGCAUUGUAUAGUGUGUGACUUAUUGUUUGUUUUUUUUAAGAGGUGUGUGGUUAAAUUCAA